Molecule: messenger RNA, 4953 nt
Organism: Ceutorhynchus assimilis (cabbage seed weevil)
Lineage: Eukaryota; Metazoa; Arthropoda; Insecta; Coleoptera; Curculionidae
Source: the annotation of a GenBank genome assembly
AAGCUACUCUUGACUUGACACUAAACUAAACUUAUCUUCCAUUUAUUAUAAUUUUUAUUUUUUAUAAAAGUAUAUUCAAUAAUUUAAAAAUUAAGAAUAGAACCAAAAUACCAAACUCAAGUAUCUUAGAUUAAGCUGAGGUUAUUGGUAAACCACUGUCUUAAUAGUAACAUUGAUAAAAUAUCAAUAUGUGCUCUGUGGGAGACGACGGUGAUAGGCACAUGCCCAGCAAUGUAUUUGUUCAAUAUUAUGAUACAAAAUGCCAGAAAUGCAAAUUGGAAACACCCAUUGUGCUAUUGAGGCGCAAAGACUCGUAUUGUAAAGAUUGCUUUUUGUCUGGGACGAAUCAUAAGUUCAAAUCUUUACUUGGUAAAUCGAAGCUGCUCAGGCCUAAGGAUAGGGUCUUAGUAUCCUAUGAAGUUGGCCACCCAAGUACAGCCUUAUUGCAUCUUAUAAGAAGUGGUCUUGAUCUGAAUACUCCUAAAAAGCUUAGAUUUGAACCAGUUUUUGUUUUCCUAGAAGAUCAGUACCAUUUGACAAAAGACGAAAGGUCACAAAUGAUAACUAGAGCAAUUGCAGAAGCUGAAAAACUGAAAUUCAAGAUGCAUCUUGUGUCUUUUGCUGAGUCAAUCAUGAAAGAUGAUGUAACUAUUUAUCUAAAUCAUUUAAAUUUAAAUGAUAAUGACGGAGAUGCUAUUAACAAUAAAUUUGCCACAAAAAUUAACAAUACUAACAAAAAGGAAGUGUCUAACAUAUUAAGGCGAAAUAUACUCCUUUCAAUAGCCAAAAAGUUAAGUUGCAAGUUCAUAUUCACACCCGAAUUGUCAGUCGAUAUAGCUGCAAAUUUGCUGACAAACAUUUCAUUGGGCAGAGGAUCACAAGUACCUGUUGAUACAGGCUUUUGUGACGACCGUGACAAAGAUGUAAAGAUUUUGAGGCCACUGAGAUCAUUUGACAAGAAAGAAGUGGCACUGUAUAAUGUUCUGCACGUCUUAGAACCUGUGACUGUACGACAGACGCAAGACAAUCAAUAUGCAUCAAUUCAAGCACUGGCGAAACAAUUCAUCAAUGAGUUGAAUGAAAAUUAUCCAGCUACAGUUGCCACUGUUGUGAAAACUGGUGAUAAAUUGGCUUUGGAUGAGAACAAAGUUGCUGGGAACUGUAAACUUUGCAAGGGUAAUAUUUUGAAACCAACUGAAGACCUUACUUCAGACGAAUCAACUAGUUUCUCCAAAUUAGUAUCAAAUGAACUUCCAGAUCACAGCAUCUCAAGCCAGGAAAGAUAUGAGAAAGUUGAAGGUCAAUUUGAACAUAAAGCUCAGGUUGACAAUGAAUAUUGUUUUUCUUGUUCUAAAAUAUCUAGAUUUUUGUUAAGUGACACAUAGAAUCUUAACCAAGGAAAGGUUAAUGGGUGGGUGGGUUAAUAACAGUUUUUUUUUCUUUCAAGUAUUUUGCUAAUUAACCGAUAUAACUGUGUAUUGGCAUUUGGGUUCAUAAUUCGCAAAACAAAUGUGCAUGAGAAUUCGCCUGUAAGAUGUUCACUUGCCAAGCACAUAUAAGUAUAAUUUUUUUUUUAAGGAUUUAUUUCUGACCUCAAAUGAGUUACAUAACUGGUACUGAGGCCUUUAUUUUUUGAUAUAUGUAGUAUCCUGUACCAUCGAGAUCUGUACCUUGUAUUGAUUGAGAUGUAUGUACCUAUACCCUCCUAUGCCUACCUAAGAUUUAAGCUUGAUAGUUUAGGCAAUUUUGUUUGCUUCUAACUAUUUUUGAUUCUCAAUAAUUUUUACUUAAUUAGGUCAAAUACCUACUUAUUUUUUAUAUUGUUGUUGGGAUUGUAAAUGAGAUUACUUACUGAUUUCUUUUUUAAAAUAAAGCAUUUUAUAUUAAGAAGAAUGAGAUGAAAGCUCAAAGCAAUCUUUAAAACUUAAAAACAAAAAAAGCUUUGCUGUUUUGUUUGAACAGUUCAGUUUUUUUUAAAUUUCAUUGUUAGCCAGAUGUUAAUACAAUGUAGGGAAUUGAAUUGAAGUCAAUUCACCAUGUACUAUGCUAAUAUCUUAAUCCCAAACCUAAUAGCUAAGAUUUUGUUAGGAGUUUAUUUAUUAAUAAUAAUAACAAUAUUAUUAAUUACAGAUUUAAUUACAUAAGUUUUGUUUUGACAUAAGCAUUUCUCAAUUUUAGUCUUAAGUGUUUUUUCAGAAUUAUUAUUUGUGUUUUUUAUUAUAUAUUUGGUAAUAAGUUAAAUAUCUUUGGUGCAAUCAGUGCAAUCCAAAGUGAAGAUAUUUUUUCACUAUGCUAAUACAGUAGACUCGCGCUAGUGUGAACACAAAAAAACCGGACGUGUUCAUAUUAUCGAGAUGUUCACACCAUCGAAGGUCUACCUAAAAAUGCAAAAUACUGUCAGCAAUGAUCCUUAAACUUAAAAUUUGAGAGAAAUAGAACAAUAGCUACUUGCAAACAUAUUUAUUAAGUAAAAUUUUCAAGUUUAUUUAUUGAAAUAAGAUGUAAUUUUUGUUUGAAUCUUUCUAACUGACCACUGGGUGGCUACCGCUUUGUCUUGAAUUUUUCUUAGGCAUUCUAUGUCAUUAACGCCAAUAUUGUUUUGCUCCGCCCAUUGCGAAACCACUUUUAGAGCUGUCAGGACCUCUGCAACAGAAACUUUUUUAGGUUCCUCAGCUUCUGUCUCAGAUUCAACAUCUUCCAUGUCUGUGUCAACUAACGAUUCAGCACUUUGGCUUUCCGAUUAUGCCGCUGUGAUAUCUUGUAAAUCUUGGUUCCAUUUUUCAACAUCCUUGUUGUUAUAUUCUCCCUAGAAAUUAAAAAAAAUAAUUAUUAUUUUACGAACGUGGAAGAAAAAUAAAGAGGAAGAGUAAUUUAUUUCUGUGUUUUUCUACUAAGCGGUCCAAUGACUUGCAGUAACUCAAUGGUUUCCUGAACAAUAGGUUCCAAUUGUUGGCUAAUCAGUUGUUCUCGAAUUGUGGCUAGGGGAAGGUCGUCUUCAUCAACAUCGUUUUCGUUAAAAAUUUGGAUCCAGCAUUUUUUGAUAACUAAGGGAUCUAAUUGUUGCCACGCUUGGUUCAAAUAAACAAUAGCAUCCUUCACUGUUAGACUUUUUAAGGUUUCUGCCAUAUUUUCACCCUUAGGCACCACAUAUUUUAGCAGAUUGUUUCUAUAGUACAGCUUCGUUAACCUUAAAACGUUCUGGUCCAUUGGUUGAAUAAGGGGAGUUACGUUUGGCGGCAUAAACAUGACAAAUAUAGCCCCAUCUUCGGUUUUUAAUUCCACUGGAUGGGAAGGAGCAUUGUCUAAUAAGGGCACCGCUUUAAUAGGAAGCUUUUGGAUUUUUAAAAUCGCUUUAACCUAAAAAAACACAUUGAUAAGUAAAAGAAUUUAAAAACAAAAUGACAAUCUAAAAACUUACCUCUGGAACAAAAUGCUUAAAGAACCAUUCCUUAAAAAUUUCCUGGGUCAUCCAAGCGUUCUUGCUGUUUUUGUAAAUGCAGGGGUUAUAGAAAUCUUUAAAACAUCGAGGGGAUUUGGCCUUGCCAAUUAUAAGUGGCUUCAGCUUAUGAGAUCCUAGUGCGUUUGUACAGCCCAUAAAUGUAACUCUUUGUUUGGACUGUUUGAGACCGGGUGCAGUUCUUUUAAAGCUUGAAACAUACGUUUUAUCGGGUAGUAUUUUCCAAUAUAAUCCAGUCUCGUUAGCAUUGUAUAUUUGGUGGUGUGUUAAUUCUUGAUUCUUGAUUAGUUGCAUAAAUUCUACUUUAAAUGGACUAACAUUCUCGAGGGCUGAAGAUAGUUUUUCGCCAGACAUUUUCAAAAACCUGAUCCCAUAUCAAACUUUGAACUUUUGCAACCAUCCGUCGCUGGCACUAAAGGUUUCAUUAGGUUUUUUCAAAUUUUGGUGGAAUUGAAGGGCUUUCUGUUUUAACAUUUCACCUGUUACAGGAAAAUGUUAUUCUCUUUGUCUAAGAAACCAUUUAUUCAAAGCAUUUUCCAUCUUUGGAUAUUCAGCGUUUUUAAGAGUACGUUUUUUAAUCCUACUUGGCCUAACACUUUGGUUUACAACGGUCAUUAUUUUAUCUUUUUUUUUAAUAAUCAAACAAACGGUUGACUUAGCAAUUCCGUAUUUUUUAGAUAGAUUUGUUAUGUUCAUACCUUGCUGGUGAUCUUCUAUAAUUUUAGACUUCUUAUAGAGAGUUAACAUUUUUUUUGACUUUCGACAUUUUAACAAAAUGGGUUAACCACACCCUUGACCACACCACAACAAACUAAAAAAUCACAAACUUUUCCAGGUGCUUUUGACGCGCUGCACUUGUUUAUUGCAUGUAAUAGACUAAAUGCAGAAAGUUAACCUCAACAUCCCCCUGCAUACCUUGUCUCAAUACAUUCGGGGAACCCCAGAAUCGGAUGGGAACCACAGAUAACAACAACAAGUGGACAGAAAACGGUAAAUGCGGGGUUGAAUAUAUUGUUCAUACUACCGAGAUUGUCAAAAAUUCACACUACAGAAUACAUAAUGUUAUCAUUCUGGCUGUUCAUACUACUGGGAGGUUCACAGAACCAUGUGUUCACACUAGCGCGAGUCUACUGUAUCGUAAUUCCAAACCUAGAUUUUGUUAGGAGUUUAUUUAUUAAUAAUAAUAAAAAUAUUAUUAAUUACAGAUUUACAUAAGUUUUGUUUUGACAUAAGCAUUUCUCAAUUUUAGUCUUAAGUGUUUUUUCAGAAUUAUUAUUUGUGUUUUUUAAUAUAUAUUUGGUAAUAAGUUAAAUAUCUUUAGUGCAAUCAGUGCAAUCCAAAGUGAAGAUAUUUUCACAGUCUGCAACAUCGUUUGUACUAAUGGUAUUUGUCACCUUGUUACUGAAAUUCUAUUUUGGUAUUGUACUAUUAGUUUAUUAUGAUUUAUUGAAAUGUAGUAGUGAGGCUUUUCGAUAAUACAUUUGUUCAAUAUUCAA